Molecule: messenger RNA, 1612 nt
Organism: Vitis riparia (riverbank grape)
Lineage: Eukaryota; Viridiplantae; Streptophyta; Magnoliopsida; Vitales; Vitaceae
Product: B3 domain-containing protein Os01g0723500-like
Exons: 4
Coding region: 208-1431 (407 amino acids)
Molecular function (GO): DNA binding
Source: RefSeq, a predicted model, not a curated record
CUGAGAAAUCUGAUGCAGUUUGGUAAUUGAAGCAUUACUUUUCUAGUUUUUCUGAUUUUUUUUUUUUUAAAUGCAGAAUUGGAGUUUGAUACCUUGAAUUGAAUUGUGGUAUCAAUGGAGAAGUACUGAACUGCAACCCGUACCAAGAACCUUCAAUCUCACCCAAAAAAAGGAAAAAAAGAAAAAAAGUGACACAGAGAUUGAGAAAUGGUGAAGGAGAGGGAGAGGGAGAGGGAGAGGGAGAAGGAGAGAAAAUGCACUGUAAAAUCCAGCAAGGCACCCAAGAAAAUGAUGAAGAAAAAGGUGAAAAGAGAGGGGAAACCCACCAAGAAAAUCUUCAUAGCAACCAAAACAAUGGGGAAGGAGGAGUCAGAAAUGGACAUUAAGGGAUGGGUUUCAGACCUGAGGCCUUACUUCUUCAAGAUUCUAUAUCCUGAUCAAAGCGAUGAGCACUUGCGUAUCCCACCACAUUUCAUGAAGCAUUUGAUGAAAGACACGUCUAACCGAGCAACCUUGAAGUGUUCAUCCAGCAGAUUUUGGAAUAUUGAAUUGAGACCGGCUAUAGGCAGCAUGUAUCUUCAAGAUGGCUGGCAGCAGUUUCUAAAAGAUAAUUCUUUAGGAGACAGGGAAUUCUUACUUUUCAGAUAUGAUGGGAAUAUGUGUUUUAAUGUUCAAAUUUUUGAGAAAAAUGGGUGUGAAAGAGUUGGCAUGUCUGUCACUGGAAAACAUCAAGAAUUUGCUGUCGCCGAAGGAAAAAGGAAAAGAGGUAGACCACGAAAAAUCCCUCUUGAUUCCACUCCCUUAAAGUCUAGCGGAGAUGGCCCAGGUCAAAGCCAUCUGCAACUGCAAUCAGAGAAGUUUGAGAAAGUUAAAGAAGGGAAAAGCAUCCUAAGGGAGAUUAAAGACAAAGGCAAAGUCAAAAUUGACCUGUCCUUCCAGGAAGAGGAUUCAGAAGUGAAGAAAUUUAAAGAUGACAAAAACUUCCAGAGGAAGACUAGAACAGGAUUGCACCUGCCUAUCCUGAAAAUAGAUUCACACACUAGGCCCUGUUCCUUGGAAAGGUUGCCUCCAGCUGAAGAAGUAGAAGAAGAAGAAGACACUGUUGGGUUUCAGAGAGUAGCUGAAUCCUUUACCUCUGGUUUUCCCUACUUUCAAAGACGUUUGAAAAGGGCUUGUGUGGAUAAGGUAUUCAUUCUGACCAUCCCCACCUCUUUCUCUAGGGCACAUCUCCAGAAUAUCAAAACUAGGAUGGCUCUACGAAAUCUACAAGGGGAAACUUGGGAAGUGAAUUGUAUUCCUACUGGAGGAAAGCAUUAUUUAUGUGGCGGGUGGGCUGCCUUCGUACGUGGCAACAAUCUGAAGACAGGUGAUAUCUGCAUAUUUGAGCUUGUGGGUCAAAAUGAAUUGCUGGUCAAUAUUUUUCCAAAAUAAAUUUGGUAUGUUAAGCCUACAACUUACAGAAGAGUAGUGUGGCAACUCUUCCUCUUGUCUCAGUAGCCAUCAUGAUUCUCCAGUCUCCUGAACUAAAAACUCUCUUUAUGCUGUUGUAUCAGUACCCAAUAAUUAGUAUUUUCACCUUUAAUUUUAUCUUAAGAUUUGCAUCUUCAGUCUA